Molecule: messenger RNA, 2538 nt
Organism: Bemisia tabaci
Lineage: Eukaryota; Metazoa; Arthropoda; Insecta; Hemiptera; Aleyrodidae
Product: palmitoyltransferase ZDHHC16B
Molecular function (GO): palmitoyltransferase activity
Source: RefSeq, a predicted model, not a curated record
ACAAACCGUUUUCAGUUUUUUUGGUUUUUCAGUGUGAUUUUUUCACCUGAAUUACUUUAGUGCAAGGCCCUCUCAUGAAAGGAAGAGACUAGAUUUAGCAAGUCGAUCUCCUCUAAAGUGCUUUAAAAAUGAUUCAUUUUUUCCUCGUGAGGAGAAUUGCCUUUAAGGCAACUGUGCCUUCAACGCUUCGAAGUUAUGAGUAUUCUCUCAGUUCCUCUCUCCACGUAUAGCUGCAAAGAUAUUUAGAUUACUGUUAACGUAUCUCAAAAAUGGAUCUAUAGCAGUGCUCAUUAUAUUUUUAUCUAGAGCAGAAAUCUAUCAUCAUGGUAGUCCCAGAAUUAUUUUCUACCGCACUCCAUCUAUGCCAAUAUUUGUGGCUAAAGUGGAAGGAUAGAUGGUCAUACCUGAAGUUGUGCAUUUUAUCUUUGUUCCACAACAAACACCUUGAUGUUCAUUAUUUUUUGGAUGUACUCCUGGGACCAAUGUAUUGGUUUGUUGAUAACUUUACGAAGCGGCUCGGACCGGCAUUUGUCACUGCUGUCUGCUGUCUAAUGGCUGCUGUGAUUGUUAUUGCGCAUUGGAUUGGAUUGCCGUAUUGGUGGGAAAAAAGUCCAUUCGCAGCGGUCCUACUUGUCAUAUUUGGUUACUGGCUGCUUGUCAAUACCUUAUUUCACUAUUACAUGGGUGUCACGGUAAACCCAGGAACUCCACCUGAGGGAGGACUAAUACAGGAAGCAGUCAGCAUUUGCAAAAAGUGCAUCGCUCCAAAACCACCUCGCACUCACCAUUGCUCUGUUUGCAAUCGUUGCAUUUUGAAGAUGGAUCAUCAUUGUCCUUGGCUGAACAAUUGUGUUGGGCACCACAACCAUCGUUACUUUUUUUCUUACAUGAUUUUUAUCACCUUGGGCACAUUCUAUCUCAUGCUGUUUGGAUUCGAAAUCGCAUACCACGAGCUUUGGGAGGAUUACUUCAGAAGUGAAGACUUGAAUGAUGAAAGUUUAGAAGGACAUGCUGUCAGGAUCAACAAAUCGUUACCUGUCGAUGAAUGGGUACUGGAGCCUGUUAAUGGAGGUGACAUUAUUUACCCAGUGAAUCAUGGAAGAGAUUGGAGAAGAAAAGCUAUUCUUUUCAUGGCAUUCAUCUGUAGCGGUGCCUUUGUAGCAAUUGGAGCGCUUUUGAUUUACCACUAUCGCCUUAUAUCUGCUGGUGAAACAAGCAUUGAGUAUCAUAUAAACAAAGAUCAGAGGAAAAAAUUUGCUGCGUUGAACAAGGAGUACAAAAAUCCUUACAACUUUGGUCGAAAACGCAACUGGAGAAUAUUUUUUGGACUACAGAAAGACAGAUCGUGGCUUCACGUUUUCUUCCCGUCUGCACACAAACCCAUCGGAGACGGUUUGCAGUGGCAAACAAUCUACUCCGGGAACCCCUUAGAAGUUCAUGCCAAAACCCCAUAAGUAUGAGAUGGGAAGGACUCAAUAUCUUGACUUGCAUUUUCAUGUAAGAGAAAGAACUUUUAAACGCUUCAUCAAUGAAAGAACUAUUACUGAGACUUGCUCAGAGUUUGUCUCAGAGGUACAUUUUUGCAAAGUUAAUUGUCCGAACAAGCUUAAUCACAAAAUCCUGUUAUAAUGCAGUUGAGAAAAAAGGAACAAAAUAGAUUUAUGAAUGGGUCACAAGACUCCAAAUAUAUGUUGACAGCUGAUAGCUACAUUGCUUUGUGCAAAAUCACCCCUUGAAACAACACUUAAUGAUAAAAAACAAGUUUUAAGAAAAGUGUUGAUUAAUCUUCUGGUGUGCCAAGAAAAAACGUCCAUGAAACAUUGAAUGUUACCAAAUCUCGUUCGAUAAAAUACAAAUUUUUUCGAAAACUUGUAAAGAAUCAUCUCUAAUUAAUCGAAUAAUUUCAUUUGCACUUUGAAAUUGGAAAUUACAAUGUAAACUUUUUUUCAUAACUUUUGAUUUCUCAAGAAUAAAUAUUUUAUCGGAGGGAAUUUGGCAACAUUCAAAUGUUCAUUUGGCGUUUUUCCUCAGCACGGCAGUCUUGAUCUAUGCAGUACAAUUUGACCACAUUUUGUAAUUAGGAACUACAAUAUCUGGCUUAUUUUAGAAACAGUAUUUGUGCUAUUAUUUUUCUUGUGCCGAUAGGUGCUUUUAUGGAUGAGCUAGAAACUGUAGGUCCAUAUUGCAAAAUGCAGUCUAAUUAAUUGUUGAAAAACAGAUUCCCUGACAAAAGGGAUCAAGACUUGGUGAGCUAGUCUUGCGGUCUCAGUUAGAUUUGUGAUAUCAUAUCUUUCACGUUAUUUUGAUUUCGCUUGUCUUUCUUAUAGAGUAUCUUAGUUUUAUAAAGUUUGUGAUAUUUUAUUUUUAAGACGAUUGUGUGAUUUUUAUCUUUAGUAUAUUGCACUUUGACGCAACAUUCCACUUCCUUUUUGGUUCUUCUUUUUGUUUCUCAGGAUGUUUACCUGUUUUUGUGUACAAAAGUUAUUUCAUUUUGUUCAUCACAAAGAGAGCAAUAAAGUAAUGUUUAUUUUGCCCUCA